AUGGCUGCGGACCACUCGUUGCGAGUGAGCAGCUUCAACUAUCCUCCCUACCACGUCAUCACUGAACAAGGACUCAACGUUCCUGUCAAAGGCAUAUGCGGAGAAAUUCUGGCAGCUAUAACACGAUCGCUCAAGAGAAACUACACCAUAACAUUUCCUUUGGACUCCUUUUGGGGACUACUGAAGCCGGAUGGAAACUGGACCGGAGUGCUCGGAAUGCUGCAGCGUGAUGAGGCCGAUUUGGCGCUGUCUGUGAUCAAUCCCACGAGCGAGAAGAAGGAUGUCGCGGUAGAGUCGGAGACGAUCCUUCCCAUCGAGAUCAUGAUUCUCGCCGGUCGCCAGUCAAGCCACGAGAGCAACAUACUCGGCAUCAUACAAAUCUUCCCCUGGGAGGUUUGGCUGCUCGCCUUUUGCGGUUUUAUCAUGUCCGCCGUCGUAUGGUCUGUCGGCGACUACAUUCACUUCCGACUCGGCGACAAGAACGGACCAUUCGACCACGUCGGUAACUUCCUCGGUCGCCUGUGGGCCUUCGUCGAGAGCACUUUGCUGGAAGGUGGGAACAAUAAGCACCAACAGUUUCUUUUGCCUCUGCCGUUCUGUAGUCGAAGCGCAAGGAUAACCUUUUUCCAUCAUCCUUCCUACGUAGGCCCAGGAAACGACGUGGGCAUUACAACACUUUAUGAAAUUUACUGUCCUCGAAACUUGGUGACUACGGGCUGCACGCUGUUGUCCGCACUGAGAACACCCCCCGCAGCGUCGCCGGUGGUGCCCAGCCGGAUCUCUGCGCGCAUCCUGGUCGGCGCUUACUGGCUCGUGGUGAUCAUCCUGACUACGGCCUUCGCGGGCCAAAUGAAGGCAAUGCUGAUGGUACGCCAGGAGGCCGACCGCAUCGACAGCCUCAAGGACCUGUCCGAGAGGCCCACCAUGAAGCCGUACGCUCCGGCCGGAAGCGCUGUAGUCUCCUCCAUCAGGUACUCCAGGGACCCGUACUACCAGAAAGUGUGGAGAAUGAUGCAAAAGUUCAAGUCCGACCUCCCCCCGGCCGUCGUCCUGUCCGACAGCUCGAUGCGAGAGAUCAUACGCGGCAAGGCGGUGCUCAUCCUGAGCCGCCCAACGCUGGCCGAGCGGGCUAACGAGGUGUGCGCCAACUCCAGCGAGGGCGAGUUCUACGUGGGCCGGGUGCCCACGUUCAAGUUCAACUCGGUUUUCUACCUCAACAAGCGCAUGCCCGCCACCCUCAGGGACUUCAUCAACAAGAGAAUCCUCUGGCUCCGCGACUCCGGCCUGUUGGAGAAGUGGUGGAGGGAGUCCUCGGGAAACUGGGAGGGCUGCGGCCAGGCGACCAGUGACGGAACGCUGACGUUCGCCGACUUCAGCGACUUGAUCAAGCUUUUGAUGGCCAUGCUCACCUGCGCCUGCGUCGUCUGCCUCGCCGAGGUGGCAGUUGGACGCGGUCUCCGCAUGCGCCAGCUCAGCCAAUAAGAAAAUCUGAAUUCGGCCUACAUGUGUGACUGGAAUAGCGUAGCACACUAUAGGUAUGCAUGGUCAUUGCACGAAGCGUACAGACGCGACGCUACUUUGCA
Molecule: messenger RNA, 1583 nt
Organism: Dermacentor andersoni
Lineage: Eukaryota; Metazoa; Arthropoda; Arachnida; Ixodida; Ixodidae
Source: RefSeq, a predicted model, not a curated record